Blumeria graminis f. sp. triticale is the source of this 1386-nucleotide messenger RNA. The record is from the annotation of a GenBank genome assembly. NCBI's taxonomy places the organism in Eukaryota, Fungi, Ascomycota, Leotiomycetes, Helotiales, Erysiphaceae.
AUGGGUAGCUUCGUAUUUACGUGGACGCACCCAGCCAGUGAGGUAUACGUUACUGGAACUUUUGAUAACUGGUCGAAAAGUGAACGACUAGAUUUGACAGGGGACGUCUUUUCAAAAAACGUACUCCUCCCUAGCGCUACAGAAAAAAUAUAUUACAAGUUCGUUGUCGAUGGUAAUUGGGUCACUGACCAUACCGCCCCACAAGAGAACGACGAUUCUGGAAAUCUGAACAAUAUUCUUACGCCAGAUCGGAUUAAUAAAAUUACUCCCGAGACUCUAGGAAUUAUGUCUGGAGUCACACCGAACUCGACAACCGCAAGUAUGGUUGGGGCUAUUCCGCUUGAUAAAAAUAAAAGAUGUGGCUCUAUCUCAUUACCUGGAACAUUUCCUGAGACUCCAGCCCCGGGUGAGGAAACUAAUCAACCCAAUAUACUUUCAAGCAAAGUAUUGCAAGCAAAUAACAGUCCAAAAGCAAAGGAAGGUCCGAAUUUACCAAUCCCAUCUUUAUCGCUAACGCGAAACGCUCAACACGCCAUAGAUCCUACUGUUUCAUCUUCAAUGAGGUUAAUCCCAGACCCUAGCUCAAAUUUCGAGUCCUCUCAAGCGACUCUCUUCACAGACUCUAUAAUUCAAUCCGUCGGUCCCCAGAGCUCUACUGCCGCUCUAGUAGGAGAGAUUCCUAAAACAUUGCGUAAACCGAUAGAGCAGAACAAUGAAGACAAGUCUGACAAUGCCAAUAAUGACAUGCACACACAGAUAGUAGAACCCGAGAAUGAAGCUUUCAAUGAUUCGAAUACUGAACAUAUUAAACCUGUCGCAAAGGUUACAGAAUCAUCGCAAGACCAGAACUCCGUAGCUCAUCUGCCUCUUCCGAAUUCACACGAACUGGUUACUGAUAAAAAGCUAUCAGGACCAGUCUCUGAACAGCAUCCUGUUCCGUAUCCAGCCAAUGACAGACUAAAAGAGGUAGGAUCUCAGGAUGUAUUAACUGAGGUGGCUAAAGAUAUUUCCAACGAUUUGAAGGAAGGAAAUAUUAUAACUGAGAAAAACUCCGACUUAAAUUGCCGCAAGACUCCAGAAAAAAAUUUGGAUGAAGACAUAGUUUCAAGAGAUUUUUGCCCGGUUAACAGGUUUGGUGUUUCGACCGGGGUAUCCUCCUCGAACGCAGAGCCGGUUACUGCCUCGCCACCAGUAUCUCAGCACGUCGUCCAACCAGUUCCAGACUCUAUCACUGAACAGACAACUAGACUAUCAAUCCCAGAUGAUGAUUUAGCUGCUUCUGGCAGUAACAGUCCUACUGUUACUGACAAGACUGAUAAGAAAAAGAAACGCUCAAGCUUUUUUGGAAAGCUGAAAGCUAAGCUCAUAUACAAAGAUAAGGAUUAG